Molecule: messenger RNA, 2803 nt
Organism: Pectinophora gossypiella (pink bollworm)
Lineage: Eukaryota; Metazoa; Arthropoda; Insecta; Lepidoptera; Gelechiidae
Product: pentatricopeptide repeat-containing protein 1, mitochondrial
Exons: 4
Coding region: 184-2367 (727 amino acids)
Molecular function (GO): protein binding
Source: RefSeq, a predicted model, not a curated record
UUGUUGUAAUGGUUUAUGCCGCAUGAAAAAUUAUAUAAUAAAAUACAAAAGAAAAAACCUUAUUGUUUCACCUUCACCUUUCUUUCUUUAUAAAUCAUACGUGGGAUGCCAGGAUGUCGCAUUGAGGAUUUGAGGUUAUUUUUAUUCAAAACAAUCUAAAAGUAAUAUUAUUUCAACGUAAAAAUGGCUUUUCGAGGGUUAAAACUAUUCAAACUAGUCAGAAGUGCUAAUGUAAUUCGCAACAAUGCGAUGUUAAUGUCCUCAUCAAUGCCUUUUGAAAGAAAAUUAAGUAUACCCAAAGGUGAACUUGUUAAACCUAAACAAUAUAAAACCGAAGAUAAUUACGUGUAUUUAGAAGACCCUGAUACUUUUGGAACCUUAACUAGAGACACCAAGUCACAAGACGAAGUUCUAGAAGAUGAAGGAGAUAUACAGGAGCAAGAACUUAUUGAAAACUCGCCUUUACCGUCUCAAAAACUGACAAUGAAGCAAUACUCGGAUUUGAUAAAACAAUAUUUAAAACAAAAGAGAUUAAAGGAAGCACUCGACGUUCUAGAAGUUAGAAUGAUAAAACAAGACAGAGUCAAACCAAACAACUAUAUUUACAACAUACUAAUUGGUGCUUGUGCUGAGGUGGGGUAUACAAAAAAGGCUUUCAGACUGUAUAAUGAUAUGAAAAGACGCGGUCUUAAAGUAACUGGCGACACUUACACUUGUUUGUUUGAAGCUUGUGCCAACAGUCCAUGGGCAUUGGAUGGGUUAAAAAAUGCAAAACAUCUAAGAAAUUUAAUGAUUGAUAAAGGUAUAGAACCAAAUUUGACAAACUACAAUGCCAUGAUCAAAGCAUUCGGUAGAUGUGGAGACUUGACUACAGCUUUCAAGAUUAUAGAUGAAAUGAUUGCGAAGAAAAUCAAAAUCAGAGUACAUACAUUGAACAAUCUACUGCAUGCAUGUAUUAGUGAUAAGAACAGUGGCUUGAGACAUGGUCUGAUUGUAUGGCGAAAAAUGCUGAAAUUAAAAGAGAAACCAAAUAUUUACAGUUUCAACCUUAUGUUGAAAUGUGUUAAGGAAUGUAACUUAGGCUCUAAGGAAGAUAUUGAGGAAUUAAUAAGAAUAAUUCAAGAGGAAACACCAUUAGCAAUUGAAAUAUCAAAUCAAGUAGAAAUAUUGCAAAUUUCAUCUUCUGAGAAACUACUUAAUCCACCAGACACACCUGAGGAGAGGCUGUCAAGUAAACAGGCUGGAAUUGGAGAUGCAGAAUUAAAAUCUUGUGAUUCCAAAAAUAAAAAAGCUGAUGAUAAUAUUGAAGAUGUCACAAGUAAAGAUUCAUUAGUUCCUAAAAAAGAUGAAUUUGAAGUAAGCAUAGAUGAUUCAAAACAGAACUGUAACAAAUUAACACCUGUUGUUAAUACAAAAACAGUUACAUUACAAUUUGUGGAUAAGCUUCCAGCUAUAAAAAAAGAAGAACGGACAGUACCAAACUUGCUUUCUAAGAAAAUAAAAAUGCAACAAGUACUGGCACUUCAAGAGGUUCAAACUCUGCAAGAUAAGUUUGCCAUAAUCGGUGGUCAGGAAGAUUUCAUUAAAGAAAUGGAAGCAUACUCAGUGAAACCUGAUUUGAAAACUAUUACACAAAUGUUGGCCGUACUAGAUGAUAGCAUAGAGGCCGAAAACAAAUUGAUUGAAACAAUGAAAUCUUUAGAAAUUAAAGCUGAUAUAGAUUUUUACAAUAUGCUUAUUAAGAAAAGGUGUUUAAGAUCAGAUUAUGAAGGUGCCAUGGCAGUAAAACAACUGAUAGAAGAGGAUAAUAAAUUACGCAAGAAGACAAUGCAUCCAUUGAAUAAGAAGAUAAGAUUGAAACCCGACAUCAUGUCAUAUGGAGUGCUAGCAAUGGCUUGUAAAACCAAGGAGAGUGCUGAACAACUACUUAAUGAAAUGAAGGAAAAGAAACUUAAAAUCAACAUUCAAAUCCUGGGUACCUUGUUGAGGCAAGGCACUGCCCACAAUGACUUUGGUUAUGUACUGUACAUAAUGAAUGUUUCAAAAGAAGAAAAUGUGCCAGUGAACAACAUAUUCCUUAAACAUUUGGAGAAUUUUAAUAAUAAAUGUUGCUACUUCAUUAAAAACUUUGUUGAAAAUAGUGAACCAAUAAGUAAAGGUGAUUUCAAAUGUCAUUACAAGAAAUUUUCUUCAUUUUAUAAUAAUUGGCUGAAGGACAUAAACCUUAAGGAAGUUUUAGAACCGGAACACCCAUGGCAGCAGUUCAGAGAGAACUAUCCAGAGCCUUUACAACAAACGAAAUUUAAAAUUGAAGAACCAAAGAAGUUUUAUAAACGCAGUCGCAAAUUCGUAAAGUAUGUAGGAUAAACACACCCUGGACCAAUGUAGUAUAGUAACAUAUUAUACAUCAAUGCCCCAGGCUGAUUCUUACAUAGACAUUAUACAAAUGCAAUUUAUGUACACGUGCAAAUGUGUGUGUUCCGUCUUACCCCAUACGUGCGAGCGCGACACUUCUUUUUUUUACGUGACUUAUUGUAGAUUUGCCGCAGAUGGCAUUAACUACUUGGCCGGACAAAUGCAGAGCACUGAGGGCUCUCACCCGGUACAAAAUUUAAGGCCUGAGGGUGUGCAGUUGGGCGCGAACCUCGGCUCAGGGCUUAGUCUGAGAGGAAGAAUAUUUGAAUAGCGCGACAGACAGUCCGCGCAUGCUUUUUACGUCUUACUGGCGGGGGGUGGUGUGUCUCUUCUAUACUUACAUAGUAUUAUUUAUUCUAUUGAUAUGUAAAUAAAAGUCUUAUAUUUA